Molecule: messenger RNA, 753 nt
Organism: Lentinula edodes (shiitake mushroom)
Lineage: Eukaryota; Fungi; Basidiomycota; Agaricomycetes; Agaricales; Omphalotaceae
Exons: 2
Coding region: 221-601 (126 amino acids)
Source: RefSeq, a predicted model, not a curated record
GGUCUCAAAACUCACACUAUAUGGCAUACAAUGCAUAUAUGUUGAAGAGGGCUAGACAGCAAGUUACCUCCCCCAGCUGCUGGACAGUUUAAAUCCGCUUCGUCUUAGUUGAGCUCUCUCUUGCGUUUUCGCCGCCGCCUUCUGAUUGGCAUUCACUCCAACGUCUUUCCAUCGAACUCUUGUUCCUCGACAAUCCUCUGCCCUCAUCAAAGUUUUCACGAUGCGCUUUACCCUCCCCUGCCUCGUUCUAGGUUUUGCAUCUGCCGCGUACGCCGCGCCAUUGACCAACCUCGCAGCUCGUUCGGCACCGCUGAGCUUUGUCAAUGUCACAUUCCUCCACGAGUUCAGCGGACCGAUGUUCGAUCCCCCACGAUUCAGAAUCGAGCCGGAAAAGGCACAAAAACUGGCGGAAAGAGCUCUUCAGGGAGUCCAUCGUACUCAUUCAUGGCUCCAUCCCAUGCAGAUUAGAUUCUUGAAUGAGUUUAUAGAUGUGCCUGGUUCAGAAGAAGUGGACAUGUCCUUUCACGGGGAAUUUGAACCGUGCCACUCAGCACCGUGUCCUGCAACUGUCCCUUGGGAUGAGCAUGCGGACGACGAGUAGUGUUUAGGUCUUGAACAGUGUUAGAUGUCCAGGAGCUGUAGGAAUGUAUAUUGCAACGAAGUUACUGGGUUAAUAGAUUCUUUCCCUCUGAAUCCCUCGUUUGAGCCUCUUGAGAAGAACAAUACCAUGCACUGAUAUGUAUAUGUUCAAAC